This is a messenger RNA of Volvox carteri f. nagariensis, 4704 nucleotides long. RefSeq lists its product as uncharacterized. Gene Ontology annotation, biological process: carbohydrate metabolic process. Gene Ontology annotation, molecular function: hydrolase activity, hydrolyzing O-glycosyl compounds. The coding region runs from base 1 to 4704 and encodes 1567 amino acids. NCBI's taxonomy places the organism in Eukaryota, Viridiplantae, Chlorophyta, Chlorophyceae, Chlamydomonadales, Volvocaceae. The record is from RefSeq and is a predicted model, not a curated record. The transcript has 12 exons.
AUGGAAUUGCGGUCCCGGUGUGUACGUGAAUAUACGCAUGUUACCGGCCGCCAAGAGAACCCAAACGAACCGGUAGCGGACACUCCCUUCAUGUCGGCAAUUGAGGGCAAGGCGGCGGCGGCGGCGACGGCCGCCAACAACCGAACCUCAGUGGAGCUGGCAGCGGCGCUACGGGCACCUGAGCCUGCUGAUGCUGAUGCUGUUGGUGUGGACGCGGCCAUAAUCACCAUCAUCUGUACUGCAGGGCCAGGAAAUCUUCAGUCGACAUCUGGACUGGCGGGUGCGGCUGCGGCGGCAUGUAAACCGGCGGCGCUAUCCCACCUGCUGCCAACAUGUACUCCACACACAAACCUGCAACAAGACCUGGAUGCUGAUCAUAAUCCCGUUCCUGCCGACAGCCUAAAGCUUCCGAGUAGCAGCCGCAACGGCGGCGGCGGCGGCCAGGGCAGUUGCGGCGGCGACCAUUCCACCCCUCCCUACUGCUUCCCCUCGCCGUCCCACGACCGCGACCAAGAGAGUCUCAAGCCCAUGUUUCACGUGAUGCCCGUCAGCGGUUGGGGCUCCGACCCCAACGGACCCAUCUUCUACAAGGGCCGAUACCACCUGUUUUACCAGGCGCGCCCGGGUACGUGCCAGUGGCACUGGGGCGUGGGUUGGGAUCACGUGGUGUCGUACGAUCUGGCGCAUUGGGAUCGACUGCCGCCCGCCAUUUUUCCAACUCCAGGAGGGCCCGACGCGGACGGCUGCUUCUCAGGAUCAAUUGCGGUUGAACCGCGCACGGGUGUGCCGGUGUGUUUUUACACGGGCGCCCGGCUACGCACCAACCGAGAGGUGCCCCUGCCGCACCCCCCGCCCAGUCACGAUAUGGGUCUGCCGCACUUCGAGGCGCAGUGCUGCGCCGUAUGUGAUCCAGACGACGAGUUGCUGGUCAAGUGGCGCAAGGUACCGAUGCCGCUGAUGGAGCUGCCCCACACGGGCCAGCUCACCGCCUGGCGCGACCCGUGGUUCGUGGAGCAGGGCGACGGGCGCGGACGCGAGUGGACGAUGCUUAUCGGCAGCGGGCUCAAGGAUGGCGGCGGUACGGCACUGGUGUACCGUACACAGGACAUCACACGGGGCUGGCGGUUUGUGGGCGACUUGUGCAGCUGGCCCAACCCCAAGAUGGGAGUGGUGUGGGAGUGUCCCUUCCUCGUGCAGCUGCAGCCUCUGCCGCUGUGCGCCCACGUGCUCCCCACUACGGACCUGGCGGGUCUCAUGGAGGCGGAGGGGGAGGAGGGGGAAGGGGAGGAGGAAGCGGGGGAGGGGGAGGGGGAGGAGAGGGAAGGGGAGGAGGAAGCGGGGGAGGGGGAGGGGGAGGAGAGGGAACAUAUGGUCGAGAUGGAACCGAUGGCGACGGCGGUCGCGGCGGCGGGGAAGGCGGAGGUGGAGGAGGAUGGGCUGGCGGAGGUGGUGGAGGAUAUCAUUGAGGCGAAGGCGUUCGGUCCCAAGGCGGCAGCGGCAGCCAAGGCGGAGGAAGCGGCAAUGGCGCCAACGCCGCCAACUCUGCGUACUAACGACGCGCUGAAGAACAGCGGGGAGGUCGAGGAGGUGGCGGAGGAUGGUUUCCAGGCAGCGGUGAGGGCGGAGGUGGGAUCGGUCAUGCAGACGAUGGCGGUGAUUGUUUAUGAGGAGGCCGAGGUGGCACUGGCGCAGACGGGGACAGGGGCGGAGGCGGUGGAGGAGGGAGAGCCAAGCGGUGUGAUCGCUGGACGAGAGAGCAGCAGCGGUGCGAGCGACACCUCCAUGGUGCACGGCAGCAGGCUGGAGUGUACGGCAAGUGGUUCAAGCAGUCUGCGAAGCAGAUCCAGAAGCGGCGACAGCGGCAACGGCGGCGCCGUUGGCGACUCGGAGACGGCGUCGGAGUGGCAGAGGCAGGCCGUGAGCAGCAGCAUCGGCGGCGGCGGCGGAGACAAGGGGGGUUAUGCAGCCGAGGUGCCGACGUCGUUGGUUGAGGCGGUACGGCAAACGCUGGCGGCGGAGCCCGUCGUGCAGCUGGCGGCAAUGCCACAGCCCGUCAGGUCUGUGGACAUUGCGGCUGCGGAGCCUGUGAUGAUCAAGAUGUCCGUGUCCCGAACUGGGUGUGCCGAUGUAGCAGCGGUAGCCGAACUGGUGGAUGCGUUACUGCAGGCAGUGACGCAAGAACAGCAAAGUACGGCAUGUACAGCAACCAAAGCGGCAGCCGUCGAGUCGUCUUCCGCCAUCGCCGCCGCGCACGCUGCUGCCACCGAGUUCGAUUUCGUCACCGCCGUCGCACCAGCAGCCGCGGUUCGUCAUGGCGCUGACGUCAUCGACUUCAGCGUGAUUGCGGCCGCGCCCUGGACAGCCCCCGCUGACCUUGGCUCGGAUGCGUCGACAGCCAUCGCCAGUAUUACUGUACGGCGGGCUGUUUCCUUGUUGCCCUCGCCGGUGCUUGAGAACGGGGCCAGCAGCCAUGCUGCAGACGCCGGCGACGCAAGCGGAGGCGGCCAUGUGGACCCGCGCGCCCCUUCCGUACCUGCCGCAGCCGCCGCCGCUACUGCCGACGAAGAGAUUGCUGCAGCCGCCCCAGGCCAGGCUCCGAUUGUACGAAGCUGCUGCCUGACCAGCUCCACGCUCACCGCGUCCGCCACCGUCCCCGCCGCCGCCGCCGCUGACCGUGCCGUACUUCAAGACCUGCACUUCAUGGUCACGCAGGUCAUGGAGGCGCGUCGGGCCCGGGCCGGGGCGGCAGCAGCAGCGGCGGCGGAGGAGGAGGAUGCGGCGCUCAGGGGCGACAGCGGCGGUACCAUGGGCUCCGUGACUGCGAGCGGCGGCAAAUUGAGCUACAGUCCUGGCGUGAUGGGCCACUCGGCGGUUCCGGAGCCUGAUACGGAAGUGGAGCCGCUGCCAGCACCCGUUACCAUGCGCUACCAUAAGGCCCAGCCGCUGCGGCCUCUGACGGCAACGGUGGCGGCGCUUUCUGCCGGAUGUGGCACCUCCGUCGCUACCGAUUUGCGCUGCUCGGCCGCUGCACCUGAUGCGCUGGAUAGUCCACAGAUGCUCGCUGCCACCCCUGCGAACUCCGCAACCGAGUUAGACAGCCCCGCUUCCGCCCCGGCGUUUUCCUAUGCCGCCGCCGUCGCCGCCGCCGCUGCCGCUACCGCGACUGCCGCCACUGCCAGCAUCGUUGAGACCAAACCAACCGUUGAACUUAAGCCAAAGGCCGUGAGACCAAACGCCGAUGCCGCCUCCUCGGAUUUCCGCAUCGGCGACGGCGCCAUGCAUGUGCAGCUGCCCCUACUUAAUGCCGGCGGCAGCGGUGGCGUCGCCAGCGGCGGCACCAGCCCUGUGCCCACCCUGGCACGUGCCGCCGACGUCGCCUCCACUACGCGCCACGCCUUCGCAAGCUCCGUACCGCAACACCGGCGCUGGCUAUUCGGCAAUGCACCCGAUGCAUGCCACAUCUCCGGCGACCUGGUAGGCACGCGACCGAUUUACUGGAUCGGCGAGUACGACAGUACGGCAGCGAAAUACGACAUCGCCAAUGCUGUGGGCGCGGCACCGCUGGACAUUGGGAACUGCCUGUACGCGCCGGCCUGCUUCCAAGACGCUCAGGCGUAUAAUUUCCUAUCAGGUUCCACCACCUGCAUCUGCACCACUACCACCUCGACCUCCUGUUGCCUACUUGCCGAAGUCGGCACUCUGCUACCGUCGUUACCCCCUGCCCAACAUGAGCAGGGCCGUCACAUCCUGUGGGGCUACAUGAAGGAGCUGCGCCGAGUGCCUCCUGCCCCCGCCCUGUGUGACAAGUACAGCUACGCUGGUUGUGUGUCCCUCCCGCGGGCCUUAUACCUGCGAGGGGAUAAGCUGUUCCAGCUCCCCCUUCCCGAGCUGACUGCGCUCCGCAGUGACGUGGCAGUUCACUUCAGCCGGGUGUCGCUGACCCACGGGUCACCCUGGCGGCUGAUGGGGCUGCGGGGGCUGCACCUGGACCUAGAGAUGGCGAUCAGUCCCGGUACUGCGCACCGUACGGUAGUGCUGCUUCGCAGCUGGCGUCCCAGGGGUCGUGGCGCUGCCGCCCUAGUGUACGACUGGACGAGCCGCCGACUGUACGUCGUGUUCGAGGCGAUGCACCCCAGCCGCCAGGCGCUGUGGCGCGGGGAACACCCCCCCGCAGGCGCCUCCACGGCCUCCGCCAUGACGCCACCCCCCUCCUCCUCCGCUUCUGUAGCGACCACGCAGCCGCAGCAGCAGGGCCCCCACCUCCACCAACAUCAUCACCACUCCUUUCCACCGGACUUGCCGUCAGAGCUUAUAAGGGCUGAUCCGGAUCUGGAGCUUUCCUCUGACACCAGCCUGGAGGGCCCGCUAUCGGACGAGGAGGAGAUGGUGGAGGAGGACACGGCGGGUGGCGGCGACUUGGACCUUCCCCCCGGCUCCCCCUUGCGGCUGCGUGUGUUUCUGGACGCGUCGUGUCUGGAGGUGUUCACCGGCAGCGGGCAGGUGCUCACAACCCGGGUGUAUCGGGGACAUGCGCCACACGUGAAGCCCCAGCAGCCCCAGCCCCAUCAGCAGCACGCUGACCCCGGUAUCGAGGUGUGGAGUGUGGGGGGCAGCUGCAGCCUGGACGACCUGCACGCCUACGAGAUGGACACAGCCUGGCUCAGGGAGGGGGAUGCGCCGCUGGAUGGCUUCGUUCGCAAAUAG